This is a messenger RNA of Halteromyces radiatus, 954 nucleotides long. RefSeq lists its product as uncharacterized. NCBI's taxonomy places the organism in Eukaryota, Fungi, Mucoromycota, Mucoromycetes, Mucorales, Cunninghamellaceae. The record is from RefSeq and is a predicted model, not a curated record. The transcript has a single exon. Bases 348 to 917 code for a protein of 189 amino acids.
CUGUAUUCUUUUUUUUUUUUUCUAACUUGAUUUUCUAUAUGGGACCUGAAGAAAUAGACUGGAUUCUUCCUGUAGUGAUUUAUUCUGUUCUAUUCAUAGUACUAGUGAUACGUUAUCAAAGAAAUUCACGCGUUUUUUGUCAACUUGCCAUCUUUUGCCUAUCAACCACUAUAUGGACGGUUACUUUCAUGAUGAUACACCAUUGGCUACAUUAUAGAAUACCAGUACUCCAAAUCUUCCCACUCUUAUCUACGAUUCUCUAUAGCGCACUUGUGGAUACCCAAUACCGUUUUUUUCAAUUCUAUGCCACCAUCCUCGACAAUUAUGCACGAUGGGCUGCUUUGCACAUGGAUGUUUCGCUUGGCAAAAAAAACUCUCACCAUUAUCAACAACAACAACAACAAUCAUCUCCUACCAUAAACAGCCAUUAUUAUACUUUUGUAUGGUUAUGGAUGAAUUUGAUCCUACUGGUUUUAUACGGAUGUGCAGGUGUUUCCUCCAUAGUAUGUCAGAUUAUUUUCAAUGAUGAUGAUCAAUGGAUGCUCUCCACUUCAAUAGGUUUAUCUAUUCAAUCUGUGUUCAUUGUGAUCAAUCUCCUAUCAUCUCUCAUUACUAGAUACAAAAUGAAAUAUCGGCAGCAGCAACAGUCAUCUAAGAAUGCCUUUUCAGAUAAAUCUAUUCAACCUUCACUUGUAUUGAUCUAUAUUCCCAUCUUGUUCCUGAUAUCUUGUUUAGUCCUCACCUUGGUAUCUUGGUUUGUCUACAGUAAUAUAUUAGAACUCGCAACUGAUCGUUGGUGGAUAAUAAUCAUCAGUCUUCACUACAUCCUUAUUGCUAUUAUGAUUUUUCUGGAAGUAUUUUCUAUAAAACCUUAUCCACUUCUUAUUUCAUCUCAUAAUAUAGAUUGUUUACCAUGAAAAUAAAAAUAAAAUAGUUUCUAUUUUAGGAAGCGGG